This is a messenger RNA of Aspergillus wentii DTO 134E9, 942 nucleotides long. RefSeq lists its product as uncharacterized. Lineage: Eukaryota; Fungi; Ascomycota; Eurotiomycetes; Eurotiales; Aspergillaceae. The transcript is spliced from 4 exons. The record is from RefSeq and is a predicted model, not a curated record. The coding region runs from base 1 to 942 and encodes 313 amino acids.
AUGCCUUUCAAUCGCAUUGCUGUAUAUUCCCACCGUGGGUGGGUCAGUUCGGAGAUCGUCAAGGGUCUCGCUGCGUCGGGGGCAUACAUCCGCGUUCUAUACCGUCCGGGAUCUGACAUUUCAACUCUACCAGAAAAUGUCGACACGGUCGAAGUUGACUUGGCUGAUCAUGAAGCUUUGAUAAGAAGUCUUCAGGAUAUCGAUAUUGUGAUUUCCCUGGUCGGACAUGACGGUGUCACCAUCCAACAUCAUUUUAUCACAGUCAUUCCCAAGACAAAUGUCCAACUGUUUUCUCCAUCAGACCUGGCUUCGCGGUAUGAUUCUCUGGGUCUGCGAAUUCCACUCAACAAAGCGAAGAGGGAAGUCGAGGAGGCUGCACAUCAAGCGGGAAUUCCUACUACCAUUGUUCUAACGGGCAAUUUUGCAGAAUUUGCCUUGGGUACGCGGGCAAUGGGCGUUGACUGUGUGAACAACAAGAUGAUUUUCUCCGGCGAUAGUGCUACUCUGCCAGUCAAUCUUUGCACUCGGCCCUAUGUGGCAGCAGCUUAUGCAUCCAUAUUUGCCUCUACUCCCAUUGACCAACUAAAGGGUCGAUUCUUGGCACUCUCAGAAUUGAGACCAACGGGCAAUGAAAUCGCAGCAGCCCUGACAAAGAAGUUCAACGGAGCACCAUCAACAGCCUUGGAGAGUACUGAAGAUACAAUCCGUCGGAUUGAGACGGAGCUAGAAGCAGGAAGUCCCCUUGCUCUUGCGCAUUGCUGUCGAAAGAUAUGGGGAAAUGGACAGCAAACUGAGAUGGUCGGCGACGAUAUCUGGGAUGUAGAGGGAUAUUCCAAGUCCACUAUUGAUGAUCUCAUUGUUGGGGGCCAUUUGGGCCAGUAUCGAGCUCUACCUGCAGCAGCGAAUGACCACUUUGCUGGUUUGUUCAAAGACUGUAAAUAG